Molecule: messenger RNA, 1665 nt
Organism: Lachancea mirantina
Lineage: Eukaryota; Fungi; Ascomycota; Saccharomycetes; Saccharomycetales; Saccharomycetaceae
Source: the annotation of a GenBank genome assembly
AUGUCUGUUUUCCGAAAUAGUUUCGUGGGGCGUUUGAUCUACCACGCUUCGAAACACCGAUUUCCGAGUUACCCCGAAGAGAAGCCCGACUACGUUCUUCCUGCCAAAUACGCAGCAGACGACAAGCCGCCGGCAUGCCAACUCACUGAAGAAAACAGCUUCAAUUCGCUCGACGACGUCGAGAAGCAGGAGGGCCGAGCCCGCAGCAUUGGGUCGAACGGCGCCCCCAUCUUUGUAGACUACGAUGGCCCUAAUGACCCCGAGAAUCCCUACAACUGGCCAUUGUACAAGAAAGUACUUUUCAUCGCUGGCAUUGGGUUUCUUACGAUCUCCGUCUACAUGGGCUCUGCCAUUUAUACACCGGGCAUCGAAAACCUGAUGAAUGACCUGCAAAUCACAAGGGUAAAAGCUACACUGCCUCUGACUAUGUUUGUCAUUGGAUAUGGCCUAGGUCCCAUGGUGUUCUCGCCCAUGUCGGAAAACGCCGUUUUUGGCAGAACGUCCAUUUACAUUGUCACCGUUUUCACGUUCUUCAUCCUGCAGAUCGCUCAGUGCUUUGGACCUGCGACAAGAAGCAUCGCCUCUAUGACCGUUAUCAGGUUCCUGAGCGGUGUCUUUGCGUCGCCGGCGCUGGGGACCGGCGGCGCCAGUGCCAGCGAUGUGGUUACUGCGCCUUACAUGCCUGUUGGGAUUAUUGCGUGGAGCAUAGCCGCGGUGUGCGGUCCAACGUUGGGACCCCUAGUAGGUGCUGCGUUGGUGAACGGGACGGGCGGCUCCUGGCUGUGGACUUUCAGGUUCAUGAUGAUCAUGUCUGGGGCUUCCUUCGUGAUCUUCGGCUUUUUCCUUCCCGAAAGCCUUGGUGCCGCGAUCCUGCGGCGCAAAGCUCAGCGAUUGAGAAAACUGACUGGCAACGACAACAUCGUCGCGGAGGGAGAGUACGCGAAUCGAAGUUUGACGGUGCGGCAGGUUGCCGUUCAGACGCUGUGGAGGCCGAUCGAGAUCACUCUUUUCGAGCCAGUUAUCCUAUUCAUCAAUCUCUACAUUGCACUGAUCUACUCGCUGAUCUAUUUGUGGUUCGAAGCUUUCCCGAUCGUGUACGUUGGCACGUAUCAUUUCACGGUGGUCGAACUCGGCGUGUCGUACGUCAGUGUAACCUUGGGCAUUUUCAUCGGCUCGGCGAUCUACAUUGGUUACAUUUACUUUGCGUACACGAAAAAGCUGCUACAGGGCAGGGAGAAUGAGGUGGUCCCCGAGGUGUUUCUGCCGCCCGCGAUUGUCGGCAGCGUAGUCAUGCCCAUAGGUAUCGCCAUUUUCGGAUGGAGCGCUAGCCCGAACACACACUGGAUAGGGUCUCUCAUCGGGGCCAUGGUUUUCGGCAUGGGAGGCUUUGUCGUCAUUCAGUCGCUCUUCAACUACAUGGCAAUGUCUUUUCCACGCUACAUAGCGUCUGUGUUUGGAGGGAAUGCGUUGUUCCGGUCGGUCAUGGCGGGGUGCUUCCCUCUAUUCGGGCCGCCGCUGUACAACAAUCUUAAGAUCAAGGAUUAUCCCGUUGGUUUGGGCUCUACGAUUGUGGUUGCUAUCUGUCUUUGCAUGAUAGCCAUUCCGGUAGUGUUCUACAUCCUGGGCAGCCGGAUUAGGGCGACAUCUAGAUAUGCAGGAUCGUAA